UCGAUAUGCCUUCCUUCCCUUCAGUUGUUUCCUGAAACAGCUCAGCUGUACCCACCCUCCUCAAUUCUCUCUUUUUUCUCUCUCUCUAUUUCUUUGGUCCUCAUGGCUGACAAAAAUCCUAAGGUAAAAAGUAAAGACAAAGUGGCUAAAGAGGCAGCUGAAGACUUAAAGGAAAAUCAGAAUGAAGAAGAGAAAAAUGGAGAGGUCAGCAGCCAGAACGGAGAUCUACCGGAGGAGCCGGUGGAGCCGGUGGAGCCGAUUGAGCUUCCCCCAUUUGAAGUCAUUACAGGGGACCGGAUAGAUCCUUUUGCCUUCAAGUUCCAGUAUAAGAACGUGGAAUACUCAUCUGGGCGCAACAAAACCUUCUUGUGUUAUUUGGUGGCUAAAGGAAACUCAGCUGACGGCUUACUGAGGGGUUUCCUUGAAGAUGAGCAUGCCAGCGAUCAUGCUGAAGAGGCUUUCUUCACGCUGUGUCUGACGCACAUUGACCCUGAACUGAAGUACAACAUCACUUGGUAUGUGUCUUCAAGUCCCUGCCCCACUUGCUCCUUAAAGAUCGCUGAGGUGUUGAAGGCCAAGACGAAUUUAAAGCUGAGUAUCUUUGCAUCUCGACUGCUGGAUUGGGAGGAGGUGGAGAUCCAGGAGGGACUGAAGGCGCUGCACCGCGUAGGCUGUAAGCUGAGGGUGAUGAAGCCGCUGGACUUCUCCUACUUGUGGGACACCUUUGUGGAGACAGAUGACCAGCCUCUGAACCUAUGGGAGGACUGCAAAGAGAACUACGAGUUUUACCACGAUAAACUGGCAGACAUUCUGCAGUGAACAUGGUGGCAGUACCCUGAUGUGGUUCCAUCACUGUUGCCUGCUGUCUGCUGCCUCCAGAAAACACAGAAGCCAACCAGCCACACGAUCAAACCUUCAUGUGACCUGAUGGAUGACAUCAUGGCUUGCAGUGGUUGGGGGUCAAAAGUCUCCAUAACUUGAUAGGAGGAAGCUCUCAGGAACCAAAACAAAUAAAUGUAGACCUCCAGGUUUCUUCCUGUCUAUGAUACUGUAACUGAGUGAUUGAUUCACACAUUUUUAUCUAAGUUCCUUUGAUUUAAAAGAUGUGUCAAUUAUUUAAAUGUUAAAGCUGCUCUAAAAACAACUGCUUUAGCAACUGCGCACUUCUGAGAUUUUUCUAAAGUUAUAUGAUUGUACGAAGUUGUUGACUUUUUUAUUCCUGGUUUGUCUAACGUUUUUAAAGCACCACUGUGGAAGAACAAUAAUAGCAUCCAGAAAAAAUUAACUGAUCAAAAAACAAGAAAACACCCCCCUAAUAAGUGCAAGUACUAGCCAUUACCAUCUGCUAGCUGUAACAGCUCAUAUCCACUAAAUCCAACAUCAGUUUGCAUGAAAUAGGGACAGCGCCCCCUACUGUUAAAUGCAAGGAAGUACAGUUCCUUAUAACGUGGUUGGCUUAAUGCUAAUGCUAAUUAUGCUAGCUUGCUUCAAUGAGAGAGAUACUACUUUAAUAACAACUGAGAGAAGUUAACAACUGAGAAAAGUUUUUCUCCAAAGCUUGCCAGUUAUGCCUGCUGUGCUAGCGUCCGCACAUUCUCUCUUUUUUUAAUGCAUGCAAGGCAAAUAAUGCUCAUUCAUAGGAGGAGUUUUUCAACUAUAUCAAAGUCUAUGGAGGUGCCCAUAGAAAUGAAUGGACUUUCAGACAAGGUGCUAAUGCUGCCAUAGAAGAUAAACUGGGAGAUGUUCUUGCAACAGGCUUAACAGCCUAUACAAAUAAGUCAACCUAUUUAUAGAAUUAUUUUCUUCUUUGUGCUGAACACCAGGGAAACGUGUACUGGGGUUUAUAUGGAUUUAAGGAGGACAAAUGUAAAUGACACCUAACAUAUUGUAAGAUGUUAACAUCAAUUAGCAUUUAGCAUUCAUUAGCCAUUAAACCUUGUUUCUAAUUUCCCUUUAUCAGUCUGUAUGAAAUAUGAAGCAUGUCCAGCUCUCUUCAGGCGAGUGGCAUUGAUCCUUGGUGCAGUCCCACCUCUACCUUGAUCUACUCUGUCACAUAUACAGUGCACUUUACCACCGUCUUUCAGCUGCCACACCUGUCCUGCAUCACUCUAACAUAUUUCUCUACCACUCCAGACUUUUUCUAGAUCUAUAAAGACACAAUGAAGCUCCUUCUGGCUUUCUCUGUACACCAACAUUCUCAAAGCAAAUACUGCAUCCGUAGUACUCGUUCUUGGCAUGAACCCAUACUGCUGCUCACAAAUGCUCACUUAUGUCCUUAGUCUACCUUCUAUGACUCUUUCAUAGAGCUGGCACAUCAACUUUAUUCCCCUAUAGUUGCCACAACUCUGCAUGUCUCCCUUGUUCUUAAAGAUCAGCACCAUCACACUUCACCUUCAUUCCUCGGUCAUCCUAUCACUCCCUAAGAUUUUGUUGAACAAUGGAGUCAAAAUCUCUAGUGCCACUUCUCCCAGACACUUCCAUACCUCCACAGGUAUAUCGUCAGGACCAACUGACUUUCCACUCUUCAUCCUCAUCAAUGCCGUCCUCACUUCACCUUGACUAAUCUUAGGCACUUUGUGGUCCACAACAGUCAACACUUCUACUCUUUGUUCUCUCUGAUUUUCCUCAUUCAUCAACUCUUCAAAGUAUUCUUGUCAUCUUACUGUCACACUUCUGGCUCCUGCCAAGGCAUUUCCCUCUUUAUCCUUCACCACCCUUACUUGCUGCACAUCCUUCUCAUCUUUGCUCAGAUCAGUCUCUCCCUCCUUAGUGUCCAACCUAGCAUACAAGUCAUCAUACGCCCGUUGUUUGGCCUUUGCUACCUUUACCUUGAUCUUAUGCUGCAUUUCCCUGUACUCCCGUCAACUCUCUUCUAUUGUUAAGUGUCCCAUUUCUUCUUAGAUAACCUAUUUCUCUGUACAUACGCAUGCCCUUCCUCAUUUCACCACCAAGUCUCCUUGUCUACCUUCCUCCCAGAUGACCCAGUACUCUCCUACCCAUCUCUCUGAUCACAUUAGUUCUAAUUUUCCAUGCAACUGGAAACACUUCCUGACCAGCCAACGCCUGUCUCAACUUCUCCCUGACAGUUGCACAACACUCCUUUUUCAACUUCCACCACUAUGUCGUCUACUCUGCCUUUGCCCUUUUCAUCUUCUUCACCACCAGGGUCAACCUACACACAACCACCCUAUGCUGUCUGCCUGCACUCUCCCCUACUACUACUUAGCAGUUGCUAAUCUUCUUCAGAUAAUGUUGUCUACACAAGUUGUAGUAAACCUGCGUGCUCCUACCUCCACUUUAUUAGUGGCCCUGUGUUCCUACCUCUUCUGGAAGAAAGUAUUGACUACACCCCUCUCCAUCCUUUUUGCAAAGUCUACCACCAUCUGUCCCUCUGCAUUCCUGUCCUAGAUACCAAACCUUUGCAUCACUUCCUCAUCACUUCUGUUGCCUGCACCGACAUGCCUAUUGAAGUCUGCUCCAAACACCUCUCUCUCACUCACUGGAUACUCAUCACUUCAUCUAACUCACUACUUCUCUUCUAACUCACAUCACACCUUCAAUUUCCAACUUUAGGCUUAUACCUCUAUCUGAUUCUCAUUUCACCUCAGAAGAACAUUCAAGAAACAUUCCUAACCAAAUCCUCUUUCAAGAUAACGCCUACUCCAUUCCUCUUCCCAUCAGCACCAUGAUAGAACAACUUAAAUCCUGCUCCUAGGCUCCUAGCUCUGCUAUCUUUCCACCUGGUCUCUGUGACACACAGUAUAUCCACCUUCCUCCUCUGCAUCAUGUCAAACAACUCUAGCUUUUCCUGUCCUCGUCCCAACAUUAAAAGUCCCCACUCUCAGUCUUAAACUCUUGACUCCUCUUCUCUCUCUGCCUGUGGACACCCCUUCGUCCUCUCCUCCUUUUUUGACCCACAGUAGCCCAAUUUCCAUCAGCACCCUGCAGGUUAAAGGCACUGCUGGCGGUUGUGUUAACCCGGUCCUCGACUGAUCCAGUAUGGAAAUCAGAUUUGUGACUUGUUACACUGUACAAUUAAAUAUGCUUAAUCGUGGGUAAGAUGCCAAGAAUGGUGUACACAAACUGUUUACUUGUGUCAUAGGCUACAACCUGAUACGACAGGAUAUACGUUUCUUCAUCACCAUGCCGAGCAGUAAUUAAACAAACGUGAAAAUGAACCACUCUGUAAUAGCGUUUAUAUGUGCUGGAAAUACUUUAAGAACCAACUGGCGAAGGAGAAUGUGUUUCCAGUCAUGAUUUGGGAGAGGAGACCAACUUCAGAUGACAGUUUUGCAAAACAAGUGCUUGGUAUACUGUGAUGUGACCCAGGCUGAAGAACAGCUUGCAAUGCCUUCAUGGUGCUGGCUUCUGUUACUACAACUGCACCAAUUCUGAGUCUCAUAAAGUACAGUUUAUUUUAUCUUUAUGUUAUGUUAUUUUCUUUUUUUGAGGAAUUGCGUUGGGUCACAACACUACUUUAGUACAUUUUAAUUGACUAAUCAGUAGAUGGAAUUGUAGGGUUUUGGGCAUGGUCAGGAGAUUAUAUCAGACAGUCUGGAUGCAAUACCAGUGUGACGGUGGUUGUGGUAUCACUCACAUUGUAUAAUGUGAGACAGCUGAUUUGGACUGAUGAUGAAGGAUAUUUCCACAAUUCCUUCACAAUAGCCAUCUUUAGCCUGAGACAGCUGAAAAUUGUACAGUGUGCAGGAGCCUUUACUGAUAGGUCAGUUGCAGUAGUACGAUUAUUACUGAUGUCUCCCCCUCUUGUAAUUGUGUUAACCUGAAUGCUCCAGACCGGCAAACUUCCAAAAUGUCUGCUUUUGUAGUGUUCUGCUCACCUGUUGAUAAUCCAUUAAUAAGGGACUGAUGUUUAGCAGCACCUGGUAGCAAGCUACCCUCUUAAAUCCUAUGAAAGUAGCAAAGCCAUACUUAAUAUUGCCCACAUUUUAUUUUGUAUUUAUUUUUAUGUUUUAAAAUUGGCAUCUUUAUAAAUAAUGUCAUGGCAAUGAAUAGGAUUGAAAGAGGACUUACUAACUUUUGCAUGACUGUUGUAUGCAGGCUGCUUAGUGCUAUCUAUCACCAAAUGAGAUGCAAUGGACUCCAGACUGUAAACUGAUGUUUGAUUCCCUUUUUAUUGACUCGUUAUUACUGACACAGUUAUUUGUUGUCUUCCAGUGAUAAACAUAAAGAAUAAAGUAAGAUCUAACACAGAAGAAGACACAUCAGGUUCUUUCUCAUUUUCCAUAGCGUAGACCAAAAGAGUUGAGGUUGUAUGAUGACACAUCCUGGCGUUUCUCCAUUGUCUGUGGGGGUACCAGCUCUGUAAUCCACCCCCUUCCCAUAGGAAAGUCUCGAUUGAUUGGACGCAGCGUCCAAGGAGUCUUUGCCGAUGCCAAGCUUAAAUCUCUCAGGAGUUUAAGCAGUGCAUGAUCUGAAGGAGAGAGAGGACGG
This is a messenger RNA of Cololabis saira (Pacific saury), 5451 nucleotides long. Its product is annotated as probable C->U-editing enzyme APOBEC-2. The record is from RefSeq and is a predicted model, not a curated record. The transcript is spliced from 4 exons. NCBI's taxonomy places the organism in Eukaryota, Metazoa, Chordata, Actinopteri, Beloniformes, Belonidae. Gene Ontology annotation, molecular function: cytidine deaminase activity; RNA binding. Gene Ontology annotation, cellular component: cytoplasm; nucleus. The coding region runs from base 103 to 819 and encodes 238 amino acids. Gene Ontology annotation, biological process: cytidine to uridine editing.